AAAGGGGCCACCUUCUCAACGGACGUCUUCGGAACCAUCGUCCGGUGCGGGAGGACGAGACAGACGGCAGCGGAACGACGGGCUAUGGAGAGCGGCGCCGCGGCUAGACGUGAUGUGCUGAGUCAUGGUGAGCUGCAGGCGGUGGCGGCGGCCGUGUCGACGAUCGUUCUUCGAUGUCAGCAGGAGAGGGCGUUGGGGCGACUGAAGGAGCAUUUGCCCGUGCGUGGACGGAGGACAUUGACGCAAGAUCCGCACGAUGGUGCCGAGUUCAUGGCGACGUCGGAAGCUGUUGUUCAGCUGUGCUAUGCGUUGGGCUGCGGAGUGAUACCCCGCGCGACGCAGCGGUGGUGGGUGAAGCGCAGGACAAGAGGAACGUGGGAAGACCUCAGGCUAUGCGACGACGCGACUGACGACUACUUCCGCGAUAAGCUGCGAAUGUCGCCACGAGUGUUCCGGGAGAUCGCGGAGGCGUGUGCGCCUCAUCUUCAGCCGCAGGUGACGUUCUACAGGGAGCCUUUGCAGCCGGACCAGAUUGUGGCGUACGCACUGGACAGGUGGGCUUCAGGUGAGACGUAUGAGAGCAGCACGUGCAACUUCGGGAUUGGACGAGCUUCUGGGCUGAUUGCCGUCCACGACGUGACUGCCGCGCUGCUGAGGGUGUUCGGCGAUAAGAUUGCGUGGCCGACGGGAGUUCGUAAACAAGUCGUUCUUCGGGCGUUCGCUGAUAAAGGCUUCCCCAACUGCCACGGUUGCAUUGAUUGCACUCACAUCUACGUCGACAAGCCAGGGAAUGCUACGAGCGAAAAUUACUACGAUAGGAAGCGUCGUUUCUCCAUCGUCGUGCAGGUCGUUGUCCACUUGGACUUGCGUGUGCUGGACGUGCACAUGGGAUACCCCGGUAGCUGCCACGACAUCAGGGUGCUGCAGUUGUCCAGCCUGUCGCUGCGCGCGGAGGAGGGGUCGUUGUUCCGCGGGCCCCCCGUCACAUUACCGUUCGGUGUGAAGACGAACGGUUACCUUCUGGCGGACAAUGGGUACCCCCCUGCCGAAUGGAUGGUCGUCCCGUACGGCAGUAUCAAUCAGAGCGUCGAGCAGGAGCGGUUUGACAACAAGCAGAAGGUGGCAAGGGGAGCUGUGGAGAGGGCGUUCAGCAGGCUGAAGGGCAUGCGGCGGCUGUUUCUCCGAACACACAAGACAAACCUUGAGACGCUCCCGCAGCAGUUCACCGUCGUCUGCAUACUGCACAACUUACUGAUCGACGCGGGGAUCCCCUUCGACGAGAAUCUGUUGUGGGAGGUCGACGGUAAUGGUGUGCGACGACGAGUGGACCUGGGGAUCGACGAGCCCCUCCAGCCUGUGUCCAUGUUGACGUCGACCCGCGAAGCCUUAGCCCUGAGGCAUGCUUUGGCGGAACGAAUGAAACACGAAUGAGUCGUGUAUCAUUCAUGGACGACAGCACAUGAAG
This is a messenger RNA of Chara braunii, 1465 nucleotides long. NCBI's taxonomy places the organism in Eukaryota, Viridiplantae, Streptophyta, Charophyceae, Charales, Characeae. The record is from the annotation of a GenBank genome assembly.